AUGCUGGUGUUGGAGACCGAUGAGCCUCAUCCAGAGACCAUGAAGCACAGAGGACGAUUUGGAGAGAUCAUGGAUCGAUUAUUUAGGGCCGCCGGAGACAGACAUGAUCCACCUCUCGGCAUAGAAACAGACAUGCGCUUCAUUGUGGACGAUCCUGCAAAUGGCCAUCAUGGCAAAGUACCCAGAGCCGCCGACAUAUCGGACAAAACUACAGCAAUACUUAUCACGGGAUCAAUGUACGAUGCUCAUGGAGAUGAUCCAUGGAUUACGGAAACAAUAUCUCUCAUCGAGGAGUUGUGGCGGACAAGACCGAAUAUGAGAUUCAGCGGUAUCUGCUUUGGUCACCAGAUUCUUGCACGGACUUUGGGUGCGAGAGUCGAGGCCACGCCCGGAGAGAAAUGGGAGCUUUCUCACACAUCCAUGGAACUUUCUCCUGUCGGCAAGAAGCUUUUUUUGACCGAAGAUGACACGAUUUCUGUGCAUCAGAUGCACCAAGACCAAGUCACAACUGUACCAUCAUCGGAAACUUCUGACCUGCUCGGAAAGGACCAGAGGGUGCAUAUCUGGGCAUCAACAAAGCAUACCAAGAUACAGGGUCUCUACAUUCGAGAUAGGCUAUUCACAAGUCAAGGCCACCUUGGCUUUGACGAAAAAAUGGUGCGAAGGCAAAUCGAGCUCCGGCAGAAAUCGGGAGCCAUCGAUGAGAAUGAUGCCGCAGAGGUGCAGGACGCAGAAGAGACGGCACAUUUGGAACACGAUGGAGAAAUCGUGGCCGCUGCUGUCUUGAGAUUCUUUCAUGGAGACGAUCAUAACAUCGACUAG
This is a messenger RNA of Pseudocercospora fijiensis CIRAD86, 822 nucleotides long. RefSeq lists its product as uncharacterized. The transcript has a single exon. The coding region runs from base 1 to 822 and encodes 273 amino acids. The record is from RefSeq and is a predicted model, not a curated record. NCBI's taxonomy places the organism in Eukaryota, Fungi, Ascomycota, Dothideomycetes, Mycosphaerellales, Mycosphaerellaceae. Gene Ontology annotation, cellular component: nucleus; cytosol.